Messenger RNA from Mesorhabditis belari, 684 nucleotides. Lineage: Eukaryota; Metazoa; Nematoda; Chromadorea; Rhabditida; Rhabditidae. The record is from the annotation of a GenBank genome assembly.
AUGACUGAAUGGAGAUACGUUACGAACAUGCCAUUCGUCUGUGAGCUCUUUUUCUUUGUUUUAGAAUAUGGGAAGAUCUGUGUGGUUGCUUGGAUCUUUUUAGAAACAUUCUAUGUUCACAAUCGGAUCUGUUGGAAUCUUUGCAGGAAAGAGUCUCUAGCGGCUUACCUUGGAUUCGGUUACUUGCUCCCUUUCAUCAACGCUAUCUUUUGGUUGUUUUCUUUGUGGAAAGAUCACGACUUUAAAAUGGAGAAAUGUCUAGGAAGCUACUACUUACGGAGCAUGUUAAUUCUCAGCGUGCCAAAGUUGAUUACAAAUACAUUAACAAUGAUCAUGUUGUUAAACAUCGCUCGAGUCCUUUUAUGUCAUUACAAGAACUACGUACCAACAGUCGAGUACAAAAGAAUCAAAAUCCACAUUGUGAUCGCCUUUUUCCUAUUUCUCUUGGUGGCAAUUCCAGAGAUUCUUCACUUGUUCCCACUUUCAUUAAACAAAAACACUUUCCUGCUAUUCAAAAUCUACUCCUACACGUUAACAAUCAGCAUGGUUCUUCAAGGGAUUAUUGUAGCUGUGAUUUUCCUGCUUCUUAACAAAGAGGUCAUUGACGAGUUCAGGGAUCUUUCGUGGAGACGCAAAAACUCAAAGAUUGUCUUACAAAAUCAAACUUUGACCGAGUACACCCAA